UUAAGAUUGUUGCAAAAAAAGUGUGGGCAAAAAUUUGCCAUUCCCGACUUCCUUUUAAUGUCAAUUGACAUCAUUGUCAAACGAUUAAUUUUAUAAGUUGAAAAAUACAUAACAAUUAAUUAAGUAAGCGAGUGAAGUUCUUACUUCAGUGCUUUGCGCGUCUUUAGGCGGAAGCAGAAGAAAUAUUAACAAGUAAUUUCCGUGUACCUGGACGAACGAAGACGAUUUUCAUCAUUCCAAUUUUCUAGUCAAAAGAAAUCCGUUCCAGUUUCGUCAAGGUUCCACUCGCCAAGCCAGCUGUGUUUAGCAUUCACAAACUAUAAAUGUUUAAAGUUCAUCCAUCUACGAGCCAUCCACUCUUAGCAAAAUAAAAUGCAGUCUUACGCAGAUAGUCCACCGCGAAUUAGUAAAGAAGAUCUUUUCAUGAUCAUCGCUCUCUGGAUGCAAGAUUUUGUCACACACGAAGAAGCUGAAAUCGAUAAGGAUACUAAACAAGUUGGGGCAGUAUUAGUAUCUGCUGACGACGAGAUACACGCAGCUGACUGUUCACGAGAGGGAGUUCAUGCAGUUGCUAGAUUAUUAAUAAAACAUCCAGAAAAAACGAAAGGCUCCAAAAUCUUCAUGUCUCGAAAACCUUGCCAUUUUUGUGCAAAACUUCUCGUUCAAUCAAAAAUACAACGUGUGCUUUAUCUUCCCUUUCAUCCCGAGUAUUAUAAACAAGCAAGAAAGAAUAAAAAUAAAAUGGACGAAGUCGAUGAGUUAUUUAAGUCAAGUUCAAUUGCAUCAUCAUUGUUUGUAUUUAAAAUAGAAAAGAACGUUCUUAAACACGAAAAAUUAAAUAACGAUUCAUUGAAGAAAUGUGAUAUUAGUUGCAUGAAAAGAAAGUUCGAGCUUGAUCAAUGGAAGUCAGAUUGGCUCAGCAAGAAAAGCGGUGAGUCAUGUGCGAAAAUCAAACGCGAGCUUCCCUGGCCAAUAUUUGAUAGUAAAAUCGGCGAGAAAGUUGAAAAACGGUUCGAUGAUGCAAUGAAAUGGAUGGCAAGGGUCAUAGUUGCGAGUGGACGGUCCCUAAAAGACGAUUUCCGUAUGUGUCCUCUUUUAUCACGAAACAAGAAUGCUAGUUCUACAAGUGAAACACAUUCAUUCAGUAAUUUUGACCCUACAAAGGAGAAAUGCCGACAGAAAGCUAAUCAUUUAAUGAUUCUUGCAAGUUUUCUUACUCGACGAACAGAUGAUCCAAAAACAGGAGUGGGAGCCGUGAUUGUGAACUCAAAGAUGGAUAUCCUCUCGUUUGGUUGGAACGGAUUUCCACGAAAAGCACGUUAUGGUGAGUUUGGAAGAGGAUCGAACCACGAUAAAGGUGUCAAGUCUAAGAUUCCGUACAUAUUACAUGCCGAACAAAAUGCUUUGCUCAUGCGCAACUGUCACAGCGUCAAAGAUGCGAUUCUUUUUGUAACAAAGCAACCGUGUAACGAAUGCACACCAUUGUUAGCGAUGGAAGGAAUCACAACAGUUGUGGUGGGCGAUGAAGUAAAGAAGCGUAUUCCAAAAAAGAAGUUAAAGUAUGACAUGUUCCCAAAAAUGUUGAAAAAAAGAAAAUUCUUAUGCUUUGAAUCAAAGGAAAGAAACUCAAGGCAAAAUCUUUUACAAAAACGUAAGGGUCAUAGUCAAUGUCACAAUAAAAUAAAAAAACCGAGGACAGAGUGAUCAAAUUAAUCGGUUCAUAUUUUUCAAAGCACCUCAGAAAAGAAACAUUAACCUGCAAUACUUCGCUACAUUUUCUUAGCUAUUUACAUACUUCAAAUUUUUAACUUUUGAUUUUUUUCUGCCCGGACUUUUCAUUCAGAUUAUGUAUUUUUUAUUUUUAUAUGCAUUUUAAUAUUUCAUGAAGGAUUACAACAUCAAACAUCUCAUUUCCAAACAAUUUUUGUGUAGGAUGACUUUUUAUUUGGUCCAUUAACAUUUUCACAUGGCAAUAAAUUCUACAUACUUGUUUUAAA
Messenger RNA from Xenia sp. Carnegie-2017, 1997 nucleotides. RefSeq names its product cytidine and dCMP deaminase domain-containing protein 1-like. Gene Ontology annotation, molecular function: hydrolase activity; zinc ion binding. The transcript is spliced from 2 exons. Lineage: Eukaryota; Metazoa; Cnidaria; Anthozoa; Malacalcyonacea; Xeniidae. The coding region runs from base 373 to 1704 and encodes 443 amino acids. The record is from RefSeq and is a predicted model, not a curated record.